This is a messenger RNA of Nematolebias whitei (Rio pearlfish), 3125 nucleotides long. RefSeq names its product phosphatidylinositol 3-kinase, catalytic subunit type 3 (gene pik3c3). Gene Ontology annotation, cellular component: phosphatidylinositol 3-kinase complex, class III, type II; membrane; cytoplasm. Bases 240 to 2870 code for a protein of 876 amino acids. Gene Ontology annotation, molecular function: 1-phosphatidylinositol-3-kinase activity. Gene Ontology annotation, biological process: autophagosome assembly; phosphatidylinositol-3-phosphate biosynthetic process; endocytosis. The transcript is spliced from 25 exons. Lineage: Eukaryota; Metazoa; Chordata; Actinopteri; Cyprinodontiformes; Rivulidae. The record is from RefSeq and is a predicted model, not a curated record.
GGCGAGACAACCGUUUUAUUAGUGUAUUUACGGUGAAUAAAAGCACUUAGCUAUCUUCGUGAAGCUGCUGACAGACUGACGGAGUGUCUGUCCCUGCUGUCCGGGGGGGGUUUAUCCCAGCUCUGGAUUGUUUUUGUGCUGCUCCGAGGCCUCGUCGCAAAGUCUCAUAACCGUCCCCGGGAUUUCAUGUUGAAGUCGUCUGGUUUGGGGGACUGAAUUGAGUGUUUUCCUGUCGGAAGAUGGACACUGACAAAUUUAACUAUGUCUACAGCUGUGACUUGGAUAUUAACGUUCAACUCAAGAUAGGAAGUCUGGAAGGGAAGCGAGAGCAGAAGAGCUACAAAGCUCUGCUGGAGGACCCGAUGCUGCGCUUUUCAGGUCUGUACCAGGAGAACUGCUCGGACCUCUACGUCACCUGCCAGGUUUUUGCUGAGGGGAAACCGCUCGCUCUGCCUGUCCGCACGUCAUACAAAGCAUUCAGCACACGCUGGAACUGGAACGAAUGGCUGCGGCUGCCAGUCAAAUACCCAGACCUUCCCCAGAAUGCUCAGGUUGCUCUCACCGUGUGGGACAUCUACGGGCCCGGCAGAGCCGUCCCUGUUGGGGGAACCACCGUCACCCUGUUUGGCAAAUAUGGUAUGUUCCGGCAGGGAAUGCAUGACCUGAAGGUUUGGCCCGGUGUGGAGGGGGAUGGAGGGGAGCCCACCACCACACCUGGACGCACCAGCAGCAGCCUGGCAGAGGACCAGAUGGGCAGACUUGCCAAGCUGACGAAGGCUCAUCGUCAGGGCCACAUGGUGAAGGUAGACUGGCUGGACCGGCUGACCUUCAGAGAGAUCGAGAUGAUCAAUGAGAUUGAGAAGCGCAGCUCUAACUUCAUGUACCUCAUGGUGGAGUUUCCACGCGUCAAAACAAACGAGAAGGAGUACAGCAUUGUCUACUAUGAGAAGGAUGGGGAUGAAGCCUCGCCCGCUCCUACCAGCUCUGACAUCGUCAAAGUCCCUGACCCACAAAUGGGGAUGGAGAAUCUGGUGGAGAGUAAACACCAUAAACUGGCUCGUAGCCUUCGCAGUGGGCCCUCAGAUCAUGACCUGAAGCCUAACGCCGCCACACGAGACCAGCUCAACAUCAUUGUAAGCUACCCUCCAACCAAGCAGUUGAGCUCUGAAGAGCAGGACCUGGUGUGGAAGUUCAGAUACUACCUGACCACACAGGAAAAGGCACUGACAAAGUUCCUUAAAUGCGUGAACUGGGAUCUGCCUCAGGAGGCCAAACAAGCGCUGGAGCUGCUGGGGAAGUGGAGGCCCAUGGAUGUGGAGGACUCGUUGGAGCUACUAUCCUCCCACUUUACCAACCCGACAGUGAGACGCUACGCUGUGGCGCGCCUGCAGCAGGCUGAUGAUGAGGACCUGCUGAUGUACCUCCUCCAGCUGGUGCAGGCGCUCAAGUACGAGAACUUCAGUGACAUUCAGGGAGGCUUGGAGCCAGGCAGCAAGAGAGAGAGCCAGGGGCUUUCAGAUGACUCCAUGCUGGACAGCUCGCAGAGUCUUUCCGGCACAUCUGGAUCUUCCUCUGCCCCACAGCAGAAGGGCAAAGAAGGAGCCGACAGUGAGAAUCUAGAGCAAGACUUGUGCACCUUCCUCAUUUCACGUGCUUGCAAGAACUCUACACUUGCCAACUACUUGUACUGGUACGUGAUUGUGGAGUGCGAGGAUCAGGACACGCAGCAGCGAGACCCCAAAACGCACGAGAUGUACCUGAACGUUAUGAGGAGGUUCAGCCAGGCGUUACUGAAGCACGACAGGAGUGUGAGGGUGAUGCGCUCGCUCCUGGCGGCUCAGCAAACCUUUGUGGAUAAACUCGUGCAACUCAUGAAAGCUGUCCAAAGGGAGAGUGGAAACCGCAAGAAGAAGACGGAGAGGCUGCAGUAUCUGCUGGCUGACAACGAGAAGGUGAAUCUCUCCGACAUCGAGCCCAUUCCUCUUCCUCUGGAGCCCCAGAUCAGGAUCAAAGGGAUCGUCCCGGAGACGGCAACACUUUUUAAGAGCGCUCUGAUGCCGGCCAAGCUGAUCUUCAGAACCGAGGACCAAGCGAUGUACCCGGUCAUCUUCAAACACGGAGAUGAUCUGAGGCAAGACCAGCUCAUCCUGCAGAUCAUCUCGCUCAUGGACAAACUGUUAAGGAAAGAGAACUUGGACUUGAAGUUGACUCCAUAUAAAGUUCUGGCCACGAGCACCAAACACGGUUUUAUGCAGUUUGUCCAGUCGGUCCCUGUCGCUGAAGUUUUGGCUACUGAAGGCAACAUUCAGAGCUUCUUCAGGAAACACGCACCGAGUGAAAAGGGGCCUUACGGCAUCAGCUCAGAGGUGAUGGACACCUACGUUAAGAGCUGCGCUGGUUACUGUGUCAUCACCUACAUCCUGGGAGUUGGAGACAGACAUCUGGACAACCUGCUGCUAACAAAGACUGGGAAGCUCUUCCACAUCGACUUCGGCUACAUUCUCGGUCGAGAUCCCAAACCGCUGCCUCCGCCCAUGAAGCUGAGCAAAGAGAUGGUGGAGGGGAUGGGGGGCAUGCAGAGCGAGCAGUACCAGGAGUUUAGGAAGCAGUGCUACACCGCCUUCCUCCACCUUAGAAGAUACUCCAACCUGAUCCUGAAUCUGUUCUCUCUCAUGGUGGACGCCAAUAUUCCUGACAUCGCUCUGGAGCCGGACAAGACAGUUAAAAAGGUGCAGGAUAAGUUCAGAUUGGACCUAUCAGAUGAGGAGGCCGUUCACUACAUGCAGAGUCUGAUCGAUGAGAGUGUGGGCGCUUUGUUUGCUGCAGUGGUCGAGCAGAUACACAAAUUUGCUCAGUAUUGGCGCAGAUGAACAAAGCAGACAAGUGGCACGAGGCUGAAGUGGAUCCAGUUUUCUACGCGGCAUGAACACGCAGUUGCACAGCUCUGGUCCAACUGAGAUGUUUUUGCGUGUUUGUGUGAAGAUGAAAGAAACCCAGUGACACUUAAAAAAAAAAAGGCCAAGAAUGCACUGCCAACUUUUACAGCAAGAUGGCACAUCAAGGACAUGUAAAUCUUUGUUUGCUCAUGUAUAUAACGUGUACAUUAAUUACUGAAUGAAUGAUUG